This is a messenger RNA of Conger conger (European conger), 1221 nucleotides long. RefSeq names its product tripartite motif-containing protein 16-like. NCBI's taxonomy places the organism in Eukaryota, Metazoa, Chordata, Actinopteri, Anguilliformes, Congridae. Gene Ontology annotation, molecular function: protein binding. The record is from RefSeq and is a predicted model, not a curated record. The coding region runs from base 285 to 947 and encodes 220 amino acids. The transcript is spliced from 4 exons.
CAAAACUUAACUCUGCCUUAAAUAGCAGAGAUCAGGAGAAGGCUGAAGUGAGUCGGACUGAAGGACUUCUGGAGCGACUGGAGCAGGAGAUUGCUGAGCUGAGGAGGAGAGACGCUGAGCUGAAGCAGCUUUCACACACAGAGGAUCACAUCCAUUUCCUCCAGAGCUGUCAGUCUCUCUGUGCCCCUCCUGGACCUGGAGACUUACCCAGCAUCACUGUCAGACCACACGUCUCUUUUAAGGCUGUGAGGAAAUCUGUCUCUGCCUCUGAGCGGAAAGAGGAAAUGGAGGAAGUUUGGAACGCUUUGAAACUGCUCACAAUGGAUGAAUCAGUGAAAGAAAUCCAUAUUGUGGAGCUCAGGACCAGAGAGGAUUUCUUAAAGUAUUACUGUCACCUCACACUGGACCCCAACACAGCAAGUAACUGCCUCUCCCUGCCUGAGGGGAACAGAGAGGCUAACCGUAUGAGGGAACUCCAGUCCUAUCCUGAUUGUCCAGAGAGAUUUGCUAAGAUGGCUGCAGUGCUGUGCGAACAGGGCCUGUCUGGCUGUCAUUACUGGGAGGUGGAUUGGAGUGGGAAAGGCAGAGUUAAUAUAGCAGUCGCAUAUGAAGAUAUCGACAGAAAAGCAGGGGCCCUGGGACAUGAUGACAAGUCCUGGAGACUGCGUUGCAGUGACACCAGCUGUGGUUUCUGGCACAACAAUGAGGAAACUGAACUCCCUGAUUCCCCCUCCUCCAGAAUAGGAGUGUACCUGGAUCACAAGGCAGGGAUUCUGUCCUUCUACAGCGUCGCUGGCACAAUGACCCGCCUGCACAGAAUCGAGACCAAAUUCACUCAGCCCCUCUACCCUGGGUUUUGGCUUGAUGAAAACUGUUCUGUAAAACUGGUUGAUCUGGAAUCAGAGCCAGAGAAGAAGGCACUGCAGCCAGAUAAAAAGGAGAAGUAAAUGAACCAAUAAAGUUCUGAUUGUUUUGCUUGUAACCUGCAAGAGUGAUAUACAUUCAUUUUUAAAAUUAUCUGCUUAUUUGCUCCUUUACACUGAGUGGUGACACAACUUAGAAUAUAAAUCAUAUCCGGUAUAUCAUAGCAUCUAAUCAUCUUAUAUCUCUCUAUAUAUUUUUUCUUUUUCAUUUUUUUGAAAGAACCAUGUAACAAUUUGUUGGGUGUUCAUUACUUUAUAACUGAAGAUGUUUUGAAUUCAAUAAAAUGUGCAAAUCAUU